Electrophorus electricus (electric eel) is the source of this 4003-nucleotide messenger RNA. It is a transcript of the gene bcl11aa, whose product is annotated as BCL11 transcription factor A a. Gene Ontology annotation, cellular component: nucleus. Gene Ontology annotation, molecular function: DNA-binding transcription factor activity; RNA polymerase II cis-regulatory region sequence-specific DNA binding. Gene Ontology annotation, biological process: regulation of transcription by RNA polymerase II; negative regulation of dendrite development. The record is from RefSeq and is a predicted model, not a curated record. Lineage: Eukaryota; Metazoa; Chordata; Actinopteri; Gymnotiformes; Gymnotidae.
GUUCGCAGGGACGUCACGUCCGCACUUGAACUUGCAGCUCAGGGGGGCUUUUGCCAUUUUUUCAUCUCUCUCUCUUUUCAAAAAAGCCAUGACGGCUAUCCCACAAUCCAUCUUCCCUGCGCCAUCUUUGUAUUAUUUCUAAUUUAUUUUGGAUGUCAAAGGCAUUGAUGAAGAUAUUUUCUCUGGAGUCUCCCUUCUAACCCGGCUCUCCCGAUGUGAACCGAGCUGAAAGCCACCACCAACCACCAUGUCUCGCCGCAAGCAAGGCAAACCCCAGCACUUAAGCAAACGGGAUUUUUCGCCCGAGCCCCUGUCGUCCGUGGUCUCGGAGGAGAGGCAGGAACAGCACGGGCUGGUCCAGGUCGCUCCAGAAGGGGAUCAGGACCUGCUUACCUGUGGCCAGUGUCAGAUGAACUUCCCUCUGGGGGAUAUCCUAAUUUUUAUUGAGCACAAAAGGAAGCAAUGCAGUGGCACCCUGUGCAUGGACAAAGCAGUGGAUAAGCCCCCCUCUCCUUCGCACGGAGAGCUGAGGAGAGCUUCCAACCCUGUGGAGGUGGGCGUCCAGGUCACACCAGAGGACGACGACUGCUUGUCGACGUCAUCUCGAGGAAUCUGUCCAAAACAGGAGAACAUUACAGGUAAAGACGAGCCCAGCAGCUACACCUGCACCACCUGCAAGCAGCCAUUCAGCAGCGCCUGGUUCCUGCUGCAGCAUGCGCAGAACACGCACGGCUUCCGCAUCUACCUUGAGAGCGAGCGCGGGAGCCCCCUCACGCCCCGGGUGGGUGCCCCGUCCGGGCUGAGCGCCGACCACGUCUCCCAGCCCCCCCUACAUGGCAUUCACCUGCCUGAGGGCAGCCCCUUCAACCUGCUCCGGAUACCCAGCGCCGGGCGCGAUGGACCCCCGCUCCGGGAUGGGCGCUUCCCGCCGACGCCGCCGCUCUUCAGCCCGCCGCCGCGACACCACCUGGACCCGCACCGCAUGGAGCACCUGAGCCCGGAGGAGUUGGCCCUGGCCACCCACCACCCGAGUGCCUUCGACAGGGUGCUGCGGCUCAACCCCAUGCCCCUGGAUCCCCCAGCCAUGGACUUCUCACGCAGGCUGAGGGAGCUGGCCGGCAACACCUCAGGGUCAACUCCUCCCCUCUCGCCCAACCGGCCCAGCCCUAUGCAACGGCUGCUGCAACCGUUCCAGUCGGGAGCCAAGCCGCCCUUUCUUUCUACCCCUCCCCUGCCUACCAUGCAGUCUCCCUCUGGCUCGCAGUCCACGCCUACCCCCCUGCCCCAGCAGCCGGGCACCCCCAUGAAGUCCAAGGCCUGCGAGUUCUGCGGCAAGACCUUCAAGUUCCAGAGCAACCUGAUCGUGCACCGGCGCAGCCACACGGGCGAGAAACCCUACAAAUGCCACCUGUGUGACCACGCGUGCACCCAGGCCAGCAAGCUGAAGCGCCACAUGAAGACGCACAUGCACAAGUCCUCGCCCAUGACGGUCAAGUCGGACGACGGCCUCUCCACGGCGAGCUCGCCCGAGCCGGGCACCAGCGACCUGGUGGGCAGCGCCAGCAACGCCCUCAAGUCCGUGGUGGCGAAGUUCAAGAGCGAGAACGACCGGCUGAUCCCGGAGAACGGCGAGGAGGACGAGGAGGAGGAAGAGGAGGAGGAGGAGGAAGAGGAGGAGGAGGAGGAGGAGGAAGAAGGGGAGGAGGAGGAGGAGCUGGAGCGCGAGGGCGGCCGGAACAGCUUCCACUUCGGCUUGAACCUGGAGGCGGCGCGGCACCACGAGAACAGCGGCGGGCGCCUCGGGGCGGCCGAGGAUGGCAUCCCGCGCUCCCUGCCCGAGGUGAUGGCGGGCAUGGGCCUGGCAGCCAGCAUGCAGCACUACAGCGAGGCUUUCCACCAGCACAAGCGCGGCGCGCUCAACUCGGACAGCGACGCCCACCGGGACAUGUGCGACGGGGAUAGCGCGCUGGAGUCGGACCGCGCUCAGGAGGGCUGCGGUUCGGCCAUCAACGGGCGCGGCUCGUCGCCCAGCGAAUCCGCCUCGGUGGGCCUGUCGAAGAAGCUGCUACUGGGCAGCCCCAACUCCCUCAGCCCGCUGUCCAAGCGCAUCAAGAUGGAGAAAGACUUCGACCUCCCCACCCCCACCAUCCACAACACCGAGAACGUCUACUCGCAGUGGCUGGCCGGCUACGCGGCCUCCCGGCAGCUCAAAGACCCCUUCCUGAACUUCGGGGAUUCCAGACAAUCGCCUUUCGCCUCGUCUUCGGAGCACUCCUCGGAAAACGGCAGCCUGCGCUUCUCCACGCCGCCCGGCGAACUGGACGGCGGCGUGUCGGGCCGCAGCGGGACGGGCAGCGGGGGGAGCACGCCCCACCUGGGCGGCCCCGGGCGGCCCAGCUCCAAGGACGGGCGCCGCAGCGACACCUGCGAGUUCUGCGGCAAGGUGUUCAAGAACUGCAGCAACCUGACGGUGCACCGGCGCAGCCACACGGGCGAGCGGCCCUACAAGUGCGAACUGUGCAACUACGCCUGCGCCCAGAGCAGCAAGCUCACGCGGCACAUGAAAACGCACGGGCAGGUGGGCAAGGACGUUUACAAAUGUGAAAUCUGUCAGAUGCCUUUUAGUGUGUACAGCACCCUGGAGAAACACAUGAAAAAAUGGCACAGCGAUCGCGCCUUGAACAACGAAAUAAAAACCGAGUAGUGACGGAGAGUCAAGGCACCCCUGCCAGGUAACAGCGGCCCUCCCCCCCAACUCCCUUCCCUUGUAGAUUUCCCCUGUUUGGCUAGUCCAGUGGAGGCCAAGCAGCGUGCUUGGCGGCAGCAGCACACCCUUCUUCAUUUACCGUGGAAUGCAUGUUGUGUAUCGGGGCAAUACUAUUGCAUUGGCGCAAACUUCGAGCCUUUCUCUUGUGCAAUAAUUUACAUGUUGUGUGUUUUUCUUUCCUUUAUUUUUUCGUUCCCUUUUUUGAUAAUUAGACAGCAUGCAUGGUAUGUUUUGGCUAUUUUUAACGAAUUGUCCCUGGUUGGUUAGUUGUUGAGUAAAUGUGUUGCUGUUUUCUUAUUAUGUUUUUUAAUUCAAAAAAAAAAAAAUAUGAGAAGAAAAAAGAGAAAAGCAACCAUGCUGCAUACAUUCUGUGAAACAUAUCAUGUACAGUUUUGUGUUGUGACAUGGAGGACAACAGUCUACUGCUUAACCCUCUUUGGAGGGGCUGGGAAUCGCACUUAAACUAAUCUUUCAAAAAGAUGCUCUGUCCACAUAGGGUUAAAAAAAACAUUGAUUGGCCCCUAUUAUGGAAUAUAAAGUAUUGACAGCCUUUGAAUUUCUUAAAAAAAAAACAAGAAGUCAUCAAGAUUUGAAUUUGUACUAUCAUUUGGUAAAACAAACAAAAAAGAGUGCCUUGGAUCUUGAAACUGCAUCGCUUAAUUUUCCUAUCUGCUAUAAGCUUGGAAUGUCACGCCAGAUACUGGAAAUGGAUUCAUCUGAUUCAUGUAAGGUUCUUGCAUCAAGUACCCGACUUUGACAGGAAUAGAUGAUCAUCAAAAAGCUAAAAGCUAAUUUCUAAUCAAUCAUCAUUAGCUACCUACGACAUGCACCCUUCUGUUGUGGUAUUUGUCUUGUGCGCGGUACAUCCAGUAUUGUGUCAGAUUCAACCAUGUUUACUCACCAGUUAAGGGUACUGUACUCAGCGGUACAGGUUUUUCAUUCACUGUCAUAAGCUCUCACGUUGUGUGUGAAGGUUCUGUUCUCACUAGCUCAGCAGUCCUGUUGCCUAGUGCGCGCGUGUGUGUAUCGGGUUGUGUGAACAUCCACUUCAUGGGUACAUUUGAGGGCCUGUGACACAACGUACUGCAGUGUUUCUGAAAAUCCUUAUUCAAAGAAUGCAUUUGGACAUGUCCAUUUCUCACUGAUGAUUAACUAUGAAUUGCAUACAGGUUUGAAUCAAAAACUUCUCCAGCAAUGACUGCAGUUCUUACACCUGUGUUCCCUAAGUAAUGAAGU